GGUGAAAGUCAUGGAUGUUCAAGAGGUUCUUCACAUGGUUGGAGGAGAAGGAGAAACCAGCUAUGCAGUCAAUUCCAUAUUCCAAGUCUCUCUCUCUCUCUCUCUCUCUCUCUCUCUCUCUCUCUCUCUCUCUCUCUGUUCUUUUGUGUGUUUAUGCAUAGCAGAUUUGGGGUGUUCUUCAGGACCCAAUACUCUAUUGGUGAUCACAGAGAUUAUAAAUGCAAUUGAAUCCGCACGCAGCCGGUUGGGUAACCCAUCACUUGAAUAUCAAGUGGCACUAAAUGAUCUUCCAGGGAAUGACUUCAACACCAUUUUCAAAUCCUUGCCAGCUUUAUAUGAGAAAUUCAAGAAGGAGAAGGGAGAUCAGUUUGGUCCAUGUUUCAUUUCAGGACUGCCUGGUUCUUUUCUUGGAAGGCUCUUCCCAAGCAAGAGUCAACAUUUUGUUCACUCUUCCUACAGUGUUCAUUGGCUCUCUCAGGUUCCUCUUGAACCUGAGGAUAACAAGGGACACAUUUACCUGGCCAAGACAAGUUCUGCAAGUGUGUACAAGGCAUACUUAGAGCAAUUCCAGAAGGAUUUCUCAGUGUUCCUAAGGUCACGUUAUGAGGAACUAGUACCUGGCGGGCAUAUGGUCUUAACAAUUCUUGGAAGGAAAAGUGUGGAAGAUGAAUUUAACAGAGAUUUUUGUUCCCUCCUGGAGCUUUUAGCAAACUCACUCAAUGAUCUGGUCUCUGAGGGGGUCAUUGAAGAGGGUAAAGUGGAUUCAUUUAAUAUGCCAAUUUACACGCCUUGUCCUGAAGAAGUAAAGAAGAUGAUUCACAAAGAAGGAUUAUUUGAAUUGGAAAAGCUAGAAGUGUUUGAUGUGAAUUGGGAUCCCAAUGACGAUGAAGAAGAAGAAUUCAAGUUAUUUGAUAAUUUCUCAAGUGCUAAAAAUGGGGUAAGGUGCGUAAGAUCUGUGACAGAGUCAUUGCUUUCUCAUCAUUUUGGAGAUGCUAUAAUGGACAAGUUGUUCCAGAGAUAUACAAAGAUUGUUGCUGACCACUUAUCUAAGGAGAAUGCCAGAGAGAAGUCCAAGUAUGUUAGUCUUUUAAUUUCCAUGAAGAGGAAAUGA
Telopea speciosissima is the source of this 1111-nucleotide messenger RNA. Its product is annotated as S-adenosyl-L-methionine:benzoic acid/salicylic acid carboxyl methyltransferase 1-like. The transcript has 4 exons. Gene Ontology annotation, molecular function: S-adenosylmethionine-dependent methyltransferase activity. Lineage: Eukaryota; Viridiplantae; Streptophyta; Magnoliopsida; Proteales; Proteaceae. The record is from RefSeq and is a predicted model, not a curated record. Gene Ontology annotation, biological process: methylation. Bases 11 to 1111 code for a protein of 366 amino acids.